Molecule: messenger RNA, 10302 nt
Organism: Knipowitschia caucasica
Lineage: Eukaryota; Metazoa; Chordata; Actinopteri; Gobiiformes; Gobiidae
Source: the annotation of a GenBank genome assembly
AUGAGGUUAUCAUAUUUAUUAAUAAAAAAGUGUGAUAAUUAUUAUGAGAAGUUAGUAAUUAUUUGGUGCUGUGUGUGUGGGUUGGUGGGGUGUGGUGUGUGGUGGUGUGGUUGGGGUGUGGUGGGUGGGUGGUGGUGUGGUGGGGUGUGUGGUGGUGUGGGUGUGGGGUGUGGUGUGGUUGGGUGGUGGGUGUGGGGUGGUGGUUGUGUGGUGGUGUGGGUGGUGUGGGGUGUUGGUGGGGGUGUGUGGGGUGGGUGGUGGGUGUGGGUGUGGUGUGGUGUGGGUGUGGGGUGGUUGGGUGUGGGUGGGUGGUGUGGGUGUGGUGGGGGUGGUGUGGUGGUGGGGUGGUUGGGUGUGGUGGGUGGUGGGGUGGGUGUGUGUGGUGGGGUGGGUGUGUGGGGUGUGGGGUUGGGUGGUGGUGGGGUUGUGGUGUGGUGGUGGGUGUGGGGUGUGGUGGGUGUUGGGGGUGGUGUGGUGGGGUGGUGGUGGUGUGGUGGUGGGUGUGGGGUGUGGGUGGGUGGUGGGGUGGGUUGUGGUGGGGUGUUGGGUGGUGGGUGGGGGGUGGUGUGGUGGGGUGUGGGGUGUGGGUGGGUGGUGUGGUGUGGGGGGUGUGGUGGGGUGGGUGGGGUGUGGUGGGUUGGGGUGGGGUGUGGUGGGUGGGGUGUGGGUUGGUGGGGUGGGGGUGUGUGGGUGGGGUGGUUGGGGGUGGUGGGGGUGUUGGGUGGGGGUGUGUGUGGUGUGGGGUGUGGUGUGGGGUGGUGGGUGGGGGGGGUGUGUGGGUGGUGGUUGGGUGGUGUGGUGUGUGGGGUGGUGUGGGGGUGUGGUGGUGGUGUGGUGUGGGGGGGGUGGUUGUGGUGUGUGGGGUGUGGUGUGUGGGGUUUGGGGUGGUGUUGGUGGGUGGUGUGGUGGGUGGGGUGGUGGGUGGGGGUGUGUGGGGUGGGGUGGUUGUGGGUGUGGGGUGGGGUGUGGUGUGUGGGUGGUGGGUGGUUGUGGUGGGGUGUGUGGGGUGGUGGGGUGUGGGUGGUGGGUGUGGUGGGUGGUGGUUGGUGUGGUGGUGGGUGGGUUGGGGUGUGGUGUGGUUUGGGGUGGUGGGGUGGUGGUUGUGGUGGUGUGGGUGGGUGGGUUGUGGUGGGGUGUGGGGGUGGUGGUGGGGUGGUGGGUGUUGGGUGGGUGUUGGUGGUGGGGGGUGUGGGUGGUGGGUGGGGGUGUGGGGUGGUGGGUGUGGGGUGGUUGUGUGGGUGGUUGGGUGGGGUGUGGGGGGUGGUGGGGUUGUGGGUGGGGUUGGGGGGUGUGGGGGUGGGUGGGGUGUGGGUGGGGUGGGUGUGUGGUGGGGGUGGGGUGUGGUGUGGGGUUGUGGUGGUGGGGGUGUGGGUGUGUGUUGGGGUGGGGGGUGUGGGGUGUGGGGUGGGGGUGGUGGGUGGUGGGUUGGGUGUGGUGGGUGGUGGGGUUGUGGGGUGGUGUGGUGUGUGGUGGGGUGGUGGUGUGGUGGUGGUGUGGGUGGUGGGUGGUGGGUGUGUUGGGUGGGUGGUGGGGGUGGUGUGGGUGGGUGUGUGGGUGGUGGGUGUGGGUGGGGUGGGUGUGGUUGGUGGGUUGGGUGUGGGUGGUGUUUGGUGGGUGUUGGGUGGUGGGUGGGGGUGGGUGUGGUGUGGGUGGGGUUUGGGUGUGGGUGGGGGGGUUGUGGUGGGUGGUGGGGGUGUUGGUGGUGGGGUUGUGGGUGUGUGGGUGGGUGUUGUUGGUGGUGGUGUGGGGGGUGGUGUUGGUUGGGUGGGGGUUGGGUGUGGUGUUGUGGGUGGUUGGGGUGUGGUUUGGUGGGGUGGUGUGUGUGGUGGGUGUGGUGUGUUGGGUGGUGUGGUGUGGGGUGGUGGUGGUGUGUUGGGGUUGGUGUGGGGUGUGGGGGUUGUGGGUUGGUGUGGGUGGGGUGUGUGGUUGGGUUGUGGGUGUGUUGUGGGGUGGUGGUGUGGUGUGGGUGUGGUUGGUGUGGGUGGGUUGGUGUGGGGGUGGUGGGGGUGUGGUGUGGUUGGUGGUGGGGUGGGGUUGGGGGUGUGGUGGGGGUGUUUGGGGGUGGGGUGUUGGUGGUGGGGGUGUGGGGUGGUUUGUGGUGGUGGUGGGGUGUGGGGUGUGGUGUUGGGGGGUGUUGGGUGUGGGGUGGGUGGGUGUUGGUGUGUGUGGUGUGGUGGGGGUGUGGGUGGUGUUGGGUGGGGUGGUGUUGGUGUGGGGUGGUGGGGUUGGUGUGUGGGGGUGUGUGUGGUGGGGGUGUGUGGUGGGUGGGGUGGUGGUUGGGUUGGUGUGUGGGGGUGUGGUGGGUGUGUUGUGUGGGUGUGGGGUGUGGGUGGUGGUUGGUGGGUGUUGGGGUGGGGUGUGGGGGUGGGUUGUGGUGGGGUGUGGGGGUGUGGGUGGUGUGGGGUGUGUUGGUGUUGGUGGGGGUGGUGUGGUGUGGGGUGGUGUGGGUGUGGUGGGUGUGGUGUGGUGGUGUGUGGUGGUGUGGGUGGGGUGGUGGUGUGGGGGUGGGUGGUGGUUGGUGUGGUGUGGUGUUGUUGGGGGGUGUGGUGGGUGGGGGGUGUGGGUGUGGGGUGGGUUGUGGGGUGGGUGUGGGGUGUGUGUGGUGGUUGGUGGGGUGUGGUGUGGUGUGUGGGGUGUGGUGGGGUGGGGUGGUGGGGGUGUGGUGUGGUGGGUGGUGGGGUUGUGGUGGUGGGUUGGGUGUUGGUGGGGUGUGGUGGUGGUGUUGGUUGUGGUGGGGUGGGUGGUGGGUGGUUGGUGUGGUGGGGUGGUGGGGGUGUGUGGGUUGGUGGGUGUGGGGUGGUGGUGGGUGGUGUGGGGGUGUGGGGGGUGGUGGGGUGGUGGGGUUGUGGUGGUGGGUGGGGUGGUGGUGUUGGUGUGGGGUGUUGGGGUGUGUGGGGUGGUGUGGGUGGGUGUGGGGGUGGUUGUGGUUGGGGUGGGGUGGGUGUGGGGGGUUGGGGUGGGUGGUGGGUGGGGUGUGGUGGGGUGUGGGUGGUUGGUGGGGUGGUGGGUGGUGGGUGGGUGGGGUGUGGGGUGGGGUUGUGUGGGGUGGGGGGGUGUGGUGGUGGGGGUGUGGGUGGGGGUGGGUUGGUGGUGGGGGGUGUGGUGGGUUGGGGUGGGGUGUGGGGUGGGUGUGGGGGUGUGGGGGGGGUGGUUGGUGGGUGGGUUGUGGGUGGGGUGGGUGGUUGGGUGGGUGUGGGUGGGGGGGUUGGGUGUGGGGGUGGGUGGGUGGGGGGUGUGGUUUGUGGGGGGUGGGGGGUUGGUUGUGGGGUGGGUGGGUGUGUUGGUGGGUUGUGGGUUGUGGUUGGUGGUGGGUGUGUGGUGGGGGGUUGUGGGGUUGGGUGGUGGGUGGUGGUGGGUGUGGGUGGGGUGGUUGGGGGUGGUGUUGGUGGGGGUGUUGGGGUGGUGGGGUUGGUGUGGGGUGUGUUGGGGGUGGUUGGUGUGUGGGGUGGUGUGUGGGUGGGGUGUGGGUGGUGUGGGUGGGGUUGUGGUGUUGUGGGGUUGUUGGGUGGUGUGGGGGUGUUGGUGGGGGGUGGGUGGUGUUGGUGUGGUGUGUGGUGGGUGGGGGUGGUUGGGGUGGUUGUGUGGGGUGGUGGGGUGGUGUGUGGGUGUGGGGGUGUGUGGUUGGGUUGGUGGGGUGGUGGGUGGGUGGUGUGUGGGUGUGGGGUGGUGGUGUGGUGGUGUGUGGGUGGUGGGGUGUGGGUGGUUGGGGGUGGUGGGUUGGUGUGGUGGGUUUGUGUGUGGGUGUGGUGGUGGGUGGGGGUGUGGGGGGUUGUGUGGGUGGUUGGGGGGUGGUGUGUUGGGUGGGGUGUGGGGUGGUGGGGGUGUGGGUUGGGUGGUUGUGGUUGGGGUGUGGGGUGGUGGGUGUGGGGUGUGGUGGGUGGGGUGGUGUGGGGUGGUUGUGGGGGUGGGUGUUGGUGGGGUGGGUGGGUGUUGUGGGUGUUGGGGUGGGUGGUGUGGGUGGGGUUGGUGUUGUGGGGUGGGUGGUUGGGUGUGGGGUGGUGGUGUGGGUGGUUGGUGUGGGGGGUGUGGGUGGGGUGGUGUGGUGGGGUGGUGUGGUGGUGGGUGGUGUGGUGUUUGGUGGGUGUGUGGGGGUGUGGUGGUGGGGUUGUGGGUGGGUGUGGUUGGUGGGGGGUGGGUGGUGGGGGGUGUGUUGUGGGUGUGGGGGUGGGUUGUGGUGGUGGUGGGUUGUGGGGUGGUGGGUGUGUGGGUGGUGGGGGUGGGGUGGUGGUGUGGGGUGUGGUGUGGGGGUGUGGUGGGUGGGGGUGUGGUUGGGUGUGGGUGGUGGGGGUGUGGGUGUGUUGGGUGGUUGUGGGGUGGUUGUGUGGGGUGGGUGGGUGUGUGGGGUGGGUGGGUGUUGGGUGUGGGUGGUGGUGUGUGGGUGUGGUGUGGGUGUGUUGUGGUGUGGUUGGGGUGUGGGGGGUGGUUGGGGGGUGGUGUGGUGUGGUGGGGUGUGGUUGUGGGGGGUGGGGUGUGUGGGGUUGUGGUGGGUUGGUGGGUGGGGGUUGUGUGUGGGUUGUGGGGUGGUGUGGUGGGUGGGGGUGUGGGGUUGGUGGUGUGGUGGUGUGGUGUUGGGUGUGGGUGGGUGUGGGGGUGUGGUGGUGUGGGGUGGUGGGUUGUGGUGGUGGGUGGGGUGUGGUUGGGGUGGUGGUGGGUGGGGUUGGGUGUUGGGGUGUGGGUGUGGGUGUGUGGGGGGGGUGGGGGGGGUUGGUGUGGGUGGUGGUGUGGGGGUGGUGUGGUGGGGUGUUGGUGGGGGGGUGGGUUGGGGUGUUGGUGGGUUGUGUGUGUGGUGGGUGGGGUGUGGUUGGGGGUUGUGGGGUGUGUGGGGUGGUUGGUGGGUGGUGUGUGGUGGGUGGGUGUGGUGUGGGUGGUGGGUGUGUGGUGGGUGGUGGGGUGGGGGUGUUGUGGGUGGGUGGUGUGGGUGUGGGGUGUGUGGGUGGGGGGGGUGGUGGUGGGUGGUGUGGUGGUGGGGUGGGUGUGGGGUGGGGUGGUGUUGUGUGGGUGGUGUGGGUUGGGGGUUGGUGGUGUGUGGGUGGGGGUGUGGUGUUGGGGGGUGGUGGUGUGGGGUUGGUGUGGUGGGGGUGGGUGGGUUGGUGUGGGUGGGGGGUGUGGUGGGGGGUGUUGGGGUGGUGGUUGGGGGUGGGUGGGGGGGUUGUGGGUGGGGGGGGUGGUGGGGUUGUGGGGGGUUGGUGGGUGGGGGGUGGUUGGGGUGUGUGGGUGGGUGUGGGUGGUGUUGGGGGGGUUGGGGUGGGUGGUUGGUGGUGGGGGUGGUGGGGUGGUGUGGUGGGGUGGUGGGGGUGGGGUGGGUGGGUGGGGGUGUGGGUGGUGGGGUGGUGUGGGUGGGGGGUGUUGGGGGUGGGUGGGGUUGGGGGUGUGGGUGGGGGUGUGGUGGUGGGUGUGGGUGGGGUGUUGUGGGUGGGGGUGUGGGUGGUGGUGGUGGGGUGGGUGUGGUGGGGGGUGGGGUUGGUGGGUGUGGGUGGUGUGGGGUGGGGUGUGGUGGGUGGUGUGGUGUGGGGUGUGGGGGUGUGGUUGGGUGUUGGGUGGGGUGGGUGUGGUGGUGGGUGGUGGGGUGGUGGGGGUGGUGGUGUGGGUGGUUGGGUGUUGGUGGUGGGGGGUGGGGUUGGGGGUGUGGGGUGUGGUGUGGGUGGUGUGUGGGGGUGGGGUUGGUGGGGUUGGUGGUGGUGGGUGGGUGGGGGUGUGUGUGUGGGGUGGGUGGGGUGGUUGUGGUGGGUGUGGUGUGGGGUGGUGGGUGUGGGGUGUGUGGGGUGGUGUGGGUGGUGGGGUGGGUGGUGUGUGGGUGGUGGGGUGUGGGUGGUGUGUGGGUGGUGGGGUGGUUGGUGUGUGGGUUGGGUGGGGGUGUGGUGGUGUGGGGUGUGGUGUGGGGGUGUGGGUGGUGUGGUGGGUGGUUGGUGGUGGUUGUGGGUUGGUGGGGGUGGUUGGGUGGGUGGGGUGGGUGGGUGGUGUGGUGUUGGUGUGGUGGGUGGGGUUGUGGUGUGGUUGUGGGGUGUGGUGGUGGGUGUGGUUGGGGGGUGUGGGGGGGUGGUGGUGGGUGUGGUGUGGUUGGGGGGUUGGGUGGUGGUGGUGUGGUGGGUGGUGGGUGUGUGGGUGGUGGUGUGGGGUGGGGGUGGGUGGUGGUGUGGGGGUUGGGGUGGGUGUGGGUGUGGGGGUGGUGGUGGGUGGGUGGGUGUGGGUGUGGGGGUGGGGUGGUGGGGUUUGGUGUGGGGUGGUGUGGGUGGGGGGUGUUGGUGUGUGGUGGGUGGUGGGGUGGUGGUGGGUGGGUGGUGGGUUGGUGGGUGGUGGGUGGUGGGGUGGGUGUGGUGGUGUGGGUGGGGUGGGGUGUGUGGGUGGGGGUUGGGGUGGUUUGGGUGUGGUGUGGGGGGGUGUGGUGGUGGGGGUGGUGGGUUGUGGGUUGGUGGGGGGUGUUGGUGGGGGGUGUGGUGUUGGUGUGGUGUGGGGGUUGUGGGUGGGUGGGUGGGGUGUGGUGGUUGUGGGUGUGGGUGGGUGGGGGGUGUGGGGUGGUGUGGUGGGUGGUGUGGUGGGUGGGUGGUGUGGGGGGUUGUGGGGGUGGUUGGUGGUGUGGGGUGGGUGGUUGGUGGGGGUGGGGUGGUGUGGGUGGUGGGUGUGUUGGGUGGGGGUGGUGGUGGGGUGGGGUGUGUGGUGUUGUGGGUGGGGGUGGGGUGGGGUGGGGUGUGGUUGUGUGGGGUGGUGGGUGGGUGUGGGGUGUGGUGGGGUGGGUGGUGGUGGGUGUGGGUUGGUGUGGGUGUGGGUGGGUGUGGGGGGGUGUGGGGGGUGGUGGUGGGUGGUGGUGUGGGUGGUGGUUGUGGUGGUGGGUGGGGUGUGGGGUGGUUGGUGGUGGUGGGGGUGGGUGGGGUGUGGGGUGUGGGGUGGUGGGGGUGUGGUUGGUGGGGGGGUGUGGGGUGGGUUGGUGGGUGUGUGGGGUGUGGUGGUGGUGGGGGGGUGUGGGGUGGGUGGUGGUGUGGUUGGUGGUGGGGGUGGUUGGGGUGGGUGGGUGUGGGGUGGUGGGGGUGUGGUGGGUGUGUGGUGGGGGGUGGGUGGGGUGGUGUGGGGUGUUGGUGGGGUGUGGGGGGGUGGGUGGUGGGGUGGUGGGGUGUUGGGUGGGGGGUGGGUGUGUGGGGGUGGGUGGUGGGGUGUGGUGGGUGGGGGUGGGUGGGUGGUGGGGGGGUGUUGGGGUGUGGUGGGUGGGGGGUGGGUGGUUGGUGUGGGUGUGGGUGUGUGGGGGUGGGUGGGGUGGGUGGGUGGUGGGUGGGUGUGGGGGUGUGGUGGGGUGUGGGGUGUGUGGUGGUGGUGGGGUGGGGUGGGGGUGGGUGGUGGUGGGGGGGGUGUUGGUGGGGGGUGGGGUGUGGGGGGGGGUGGUGGUGGGUGGUUGUGGGGGGUUGGGGGUGGGGUGGGUGGUGGUGGGGGUGUGGGUGGGGGGUGGGUGUGUGGUUGUGGGGUGGUGGGUGGGGGUUGGGUGGGGGUGGGGGUGGUGUGGGUGGUGGUGUGGUGGGGGUGGGGGUGUGGUGGUGGGGGGUGGGUUGGGGGUGGGUGGUGGGUGGGGGGUGGGUGGGGGUGUGGUGGGGUGGUGGGGGUUGGGGUGGGUGUGGGUGGUGGGGGGUGGUGGUGGGUGGGUUGUGGUGUGGGGGUGUGGUGUGGGGUGGGUGGGUGUGUGGGGUGGGUGGGUGGUGUGGGUGUGGUUGUGUGUGUGGGUGGGUUGGUGGGUGUGGGUGGUGGGGUGGUGGGUGGUGGGGUUGGGUGUGUGGGUGGUGGGUGGUUGGGGGUGGUUGGGGGUGGGUGGGUGGUGGUGGGUGUGGUGGGGUGGGUGUGGUUGGGGUGGUGUGGGUGUUGGGGGGGGUGGUGGGUGGUUGGGGGGGGUGUGGGUGUGGGUGGUGGUGGGGGUGGGGGGUGGUGUGGGGGUGGGGUGGGGUGGGGUGUGUGGUUGGUGGGGUGGUGGGGGUGGGGGUGGUUGGGGGUGGGUGGGUGGUGGGGUGGGGUGGGGUGGGUGGGGUGGUGGGUGGUGGGGUGGGGGUUGUGGUGGGGGUGGGUGGUGGUGUGGGGGGUGGUGUGGGUGUGGUGGGUUGGGGGUGGUGGGGGGUGGUUGGUGGGGUGGGGUGGGUGGUGGGGUGGGGUGUGUGGUUGGUGGUGGGGUGGUUGUGGGGUGGGGUGGGUGGUGUGGGGUGGGUGGUGUGGGGUGGGGGUGGGUGUGGUGUGGUGGGUGGUGGGUGUGGUGGUGGGGUGGUGGGUGGUGGGGGUGGUGUGUGGGUGUGGGUGUGGGUGGGUGGUGGGGGUGGGGUGUUGGGUGUGGGGGUGUGGGUGGUGUGUUGGGGUGGGGGGGUGUGGUGGGUGGGGUGUGGUGGUGUGGGUGGGUGUGGUGGUGGGUGUGGUUUGUGUGGGGUUGGUGUGGGUGUGGGUGUGGUGGGGGUGUGGGUGGGUGUGGUGGUGGUGGGGGGGGUGUGGUGGUGGGUGUGGUUGGGGUGUGUGGGUGGUGGGUGGGUGGUGUGGUGGUGUGGGGGUGUGGGUGGGGUUGGUGUGGUGUGGGGUGGUGGGUGUGGGGUGUGGGGUGGGUGGGUUGGGUGUGGGUUGGGUGGUGGGGUGGGUGGGUGGGGGGGUGGGGUGGUGGGGGUGGUGUGGGUGUGGUGGUGGUUGGGGGUGUGGUGGGGUGUUGUGGGUGGGGGUGGUUGGUGGUGGGUGUGGGGUGGGUGGGGGUGGUUGGUGGGGUGGUGUUGGUGUGGUGGGGGUGUGGUGGGGGUGUGUUGGGUGGUGGGUGUGGGGGUGUGUGUGGGUGUGGGUGGGGUGGGUGUGGGGUGUGUGGUGGGGGGGUUGGUGUGGGGGGGUGUGGGUUGGUGGGUGUGUGGGUGUGGUGGGUGUGUUGGUGGGGGGUUGGGGGUGUGUGGGGUGGGUGUGGGGUGGUGGGGGUGGGGGGGUGUGUGGUUGGUGGGUGGGGGUGGUGGGUGGUGGGGUGGUGGGGUGUGGGUGGGGUGGUGGUUGGGGGGUGGGGUGUGGUGGGGUGGGGUGUUGGGGGUGGGUGGUUGUGGGGUUGGUGGGUGGGUGGUGGGGGUGGGUGUUGGUGUGGGUGUGGUGGGUGGUGGGGUGGGGGGGGUGUGGUGUGGUUGGGGUGGUGUGGGUGGUGGGUGGUGUGGGUUGGUGGGGUGGGUGUGGGUGUGUGGGUGUGUGGGGUGGGUUGGGUGGGGUGGGUGUUGGGUGGGUGGUGGGGGUGGUGUGGUGUGGUGGGUGGGGGUGUGGGGGGGGUGGUGGGGGUGGUGGUGGGGUGUGGUGGGUGGUGGUGGGGGUGGGGUGGGUGGGUGGGGUGUGGUGGUGGGGGGUGGGGGGGUGGUGGUGGGUGGUGUGGGGGUGGUGGGGGGGGGGUGUGGGUGUUGGUGGGGUGGGGUGGGUGUGGGGUGGGUUGUGUUUGGUGGGUGGUGGGGGGUUGGGUGUGGUGGUGGUGUGUGUGGGUUUGGUGGUUGGUGUGGGGUGGUGUGGGUGUGUGUUGGGGGUGGGUGGGGUGUGGUUGGGGGUUGUGGGGUGGUGGUGGGGGUGUUGGGUGUGGGGUGGGUGUGGGUGUGUGGGGGGUGUGGGGGUGGGUGGGUUGGUGGGGUUGGGGGGGGGUGGUGGGUGGGGUGUGGGUGGGUGUGGGUGGUGGGUGUGGGGGGGGUGGUGGGUGGGGUGGUUGGUGGGGGGGUGGGGGGGGUGGUGUGGGUGGGUGUGGUGGGUGGUGGUGUGUGGGUGUGGGAGGUGGUGGUUGGCGGUUGGUUGUGGGAGGGUUGGGGGGUGGUGGUGGGUGGUGUUUGGGUUAGGUGGGUUGGUGGGUGGUGGGUGUGGGUGUUGGAUGGUGGUGUGGCAGGGUGGUGGUGGGUGGGUUGGUUGGUGGGUGGGGUGUGUGUUGUUAGGAGGUGUUGGCGGGUGGGUGGUGGUGGGGGGGGUGGAGGUGGUGGUGGUGUGGGUGUGGAGGUGUUGGUGGUGGUGGGGUGGGGUGGUUGGUGGUGGUGGGAGGUGUUGGUGGAGGGUUGGUGUUGGUUAGGAGGUUUGGCGGUGGGGUGGUGGUGGGAGGUGUUGGUGGUGUGGUGGGGUGUGGUGGAUGGUGGUGGUGGGUGGAGGGUGUUGGCGGUGGUGUGUGGGUGGGGGGUGGAGGUGGGGUGGUGGUGUUGGUGUGGGGGUGGGUGGGUUGUGGGGGGUGGUGGGGGUGGUGGUGGGGGUGGUGUGGGGUGGGGGGGUGGGGGGGUGGUGGGGUGGGGGUGGUGGUGGGGUGAGGAGGUGUUGUGGUGGUGGUGUGGUUUAGAGUGGUGGGGGUGGUGUGGGUGGUGUGGGUGA